This is a messenger RNA of Mus musculus (house mouse), 5446 nucleotides long. It is a transcript of the gene Ikzf5, whose product is annotated as IKAROS family zinc finger 5. The record is from RefSeq and is a predicted model, not a curated record. Gene Ontology annotation, cellular component: nucleus; protein-containing complex; nucleoplasm. Gene Ontology annotation, biological process: negative regulation of transcription by RNA polymerase II. The coding region runs from base 1400 to 2458 and encodes 352 amino acids. The transcript has 4 exons. NCBI's taxonomy places the organism in Eukaryota, Metazoa, Chordata, Mammalia, Rodentia, Muridae. Gene Ontology annotation, molecular function: DNA-binding transcription repressor activity, RNA polymerase II-specific; RNA polymerase II transcription regulatory region sequence-specific DNA binding; chromatin binding.
CUACAGCUGCGACGCUGACGAACGCUGAGGCGGUGGCGGUGGCGGCGACGGCAGUGAAAAGGGCUGUGGGGAUUCCUCGGUGCGGUUGUCAGGAGAUAUAACAGACUUUCAACUUAAAGAAAGAAAGAAAAAAAAAAGCACCAAGAUGGGUGAAAAGAAACCAGAGCCUUUGGACUUUGUAAAAGAUUUCCAGGAAUACCUGACCCAGCAGACGCAUCAUGUGAACAUGAUUUCGGGAUCAGUUAGUGGGGACAAAGAAGCAGAGACUCUUCAGGGAGCUGGAACAGAUGGCGAUCAGAAUGGCCUUGAUCACCCGUCUGUUGAAGUUUCCCUGGAUGAAAACUCAGGAAUGUUAGUAGACGGGUUUGAGAGGACCUUCGAUGGGAAGCUCAAGUGUCGGUACUGCAACUAUGCCAGCAAAGGAACGGCCAGGCUCAUUGAGCACAUCAGGAUCCACACAGUGGCUUAAAGGAAUACAAAUACUGGAAACAGACUCCUGGCUCCUCCUCCCUACCCAUUUUCCUGCUUGGUCUCCAUAAUCUUUCUCUUUCUGCUGUCAGAUUCAGGAGCUCACUACUAUAGAAAAUAGAAAGGCUUCUGUAGAGUGCACUGGCUAACCCAGGUCGCUCUUAGCCACCCUUUGGAGAAACCUUCCAAAGCACGCCUUGCCCUCACCCAAGCCCAGGCACAGUCUGUGCUUCUGCAGUACAUCAUGGUGGCCUGAACGCUUCCUGAGGACAUCCAGAGGCCAUCUUUGUACCCCCUAGUGCUAGCAUGAAAUCUGGAACAUGCUAGGUGCUCUGUCCUUGUCAGAGGAGUGAUUCUCAGUCUUACAUUCUAAAUGACAGUUUUACAUAUUUGAAGAGUUUGACUUUUAAAUAAAGUUGGUCUUUCUGAACUAGAAUAGGAAACUGGAGGAGAAGCCUUGGCCCUGGCAAUUUCAUAUUUAAACCUGGAGUUCAUUUUGAUUUUGAACUUUCUUUUGCAGGGUGGGGGGUGGGUUUUUUCCCUUGAGGAAAACAAGUUUUUAUGCAUAGAUAGAUCUGUGAACAUAUACUUUGAAACAUACAGUUGAUUAAAAAUAUUUUGGGUGGUGGUGGUUUGAGACAGGGUUUCUGUGUGUAGCCCUGGCUGGCCUUGAACUCACAGAGAUCCACUUGCCUCUGCCUCCCAAGUGCUGCGAUUAGAGCUCUGUAUUGCUACUCCCUGGCUGAUAAAAUCUUUAUAUCUCCUUAUUAUGUGGGGAAUAUUUUUACUUUUUCCCCAAGUGCCAGUUGAAGCUGUAAUGAUUUUCAUACUAAAUAGAUUGUAAGUAUAAACAAGUUGUUGCUAAUGAAUUCUUAAGCUUUAUUUCAGUUCUUGGGUUUCUUUACAGAUCUUACAAACCUAGUAUACAAGUAUGCAUUUCUGCAAAGAAUUUUAUUUUUGUAUCAGUUCUCACAUGCAGUGGACAAACAUGAAAAGUCCUAUGAGUGAGCUCCUCUUGCAGUCUCUUCCAUGUCUCUCUCACACAGGCGAGAAGCCUCACAGGUGUCACUUAUGUCCAUUUGCAUCUGCUUACGAGCGCCACCUGGAAGCCCAUAUGCGCUCUCACACUGGGGAAAAACCAUACAAAUGUGAAUUGUGCUCCUUCCGCUGCAGUGACCGAAGUAACCUGUCCCACCAUCGAAGGCGCAAACAUAAAAUGGUACCAAUUAAAGGUACCAGGUCUUCCUUAAGCAGCAAGAAAAUGUGGGGGGUUUUACAAAAGAAAACAAGCAAUCUGGGGUAUAGCAGAAGAGCACUAAUCAACUUAAGUCCACCUUCCAUGGUGGUCCAGAAACCAGACUACCUUAAUGAUUUUACACACGAAAUCCCAAAUAUUCAGACUGACUCCUAUGAAGCUAUGGCUAAAACUACACCAACUGGUGGCCUGCCAAGGGACCCCCAAGAACUCAUGGUUGACAACCCUUUGAAUCAGCUCUCUACUUUAGCAGGACAGUUGUCCAGCUUGCCACCAGAAAACCAAAACCCUGCCUCUCCUGAUGUAGAUGCCUGCCCUGAUGAAAAGCCUUUCAUGAUUCAGCAACCCUCUGCCCAAGCAGUUGUCUCUGCUGUGUCAGCAAGUAUUCCUCAGAGCUCCUCCCCCACAAGUCCGGAACCGCGGCCAUCGCAUAGUCAGAGGAACUACAGUCCAGUGGCAGGGCCCAGCAGUGAACCAAGUGCCCACACCAGUACUCCCAGCAUAGGAAACAGCCAGCCAAGCACUCCAGCUCCAACCCUGCCGGUGCAGGAUCCUCAGCUUCUACACCACUGCCAGCACUGUGACGUGUACUUUGCAGACAACGUCCUUUACACUGUCCACAUGGGGUGCCAUGGGUAUGACAGCCCCUUUCAGUGUAACGUAUGUGGGUGCAAAUGUAAAGACAAGUACGAUUUUGCCUGUCAUUUUGCAAGAGGGCAACACAACCAGCACUGAACACAAUCAACAUUGUUCUCACUUGGUUUGGCCUUUUGGGAGUUUGUAGUUUGGUUUUUAGUUUGAUCAUCCCUAAUAAGGUAUAUGCUAAUUUAAAAUUUAUACAUUCUAGUCUAUAAAAUAGAAGUUUGAUAGUGAAAAAGGGUUUUGUUAACUUUUCAUAAAAGUCUGGUCAGGGUUAUUUAUGCAUUAGAUAGUUAGAUGCAUUGCUGUCUUUUUCAUUUACACCUAUGAGAGUUAAAGUACAGUUGUAAUCAGUUUCCUACACUUGUCCAUAAGGAUUCCCAGGGUUAUCUGUACUCCUGAUGCUUCAGGAUAUACAUUACAGCUAAUGUUCUUUCUGCCAUAUGUCAAAAUGGCACACUUCUCAUAAAAUCUUUUAUAACAUUUCAGUGUUUAUAGACAAACUGCCUUUAAGUUUGCUCCUAAUUAAAAUACUAUUUUCAUUCACAUAACUUAAGUUGAAUUAGUUUCAUUACAACCAAAACCAGUAGUUAUUUCAGUGUAAUAAAUAUUUCUCUUCAAGGAGAAGCAUAAAACAGUUCUUUCAAAUUUAAAUUAUAAAAUGAAAAUCUUGGAAGUUGAAAUUUGGGGCUAAAUUGAAAAUUGUGUUUGGUAUUUGAGAUAUCUGUUCAUUUAAUGUGUAAACAUGUUAGUUUUUAGCUUUUCAUUUAUAUAUGUAUUUAUAUAUUUUGAGUAUUAUUUUAAAGCCACAGGUAAAUAUACUAGAGUGCUAGAUGCCUUUUUUCAAUCUGAUCUUUCAUGUAAAUUCUGCAUUCACCUGUUACUGGUGUCAGGUAAGAUUGACAGCCACACUGAUUAUUUUAUUCUUCCCAGUCUUUGAUGACCAAAGAGGAAGUGAGCGCAUCAUCCCACUGAGAUGCUUCCAGAGCCUCCGAGGCUCCUUUCCUGCCCUCUGUGCAUAAUUGCCCGUAAUGUCCACGAAGGGUUGGUCUAGAAACCCAGAGACGUAAUAAGUGAGGAAACAGCUACAAACCCAGAGCAUGCCCAGACAGAGCCUCCUUGCCUCUCCAGAGCAGAGCAGGCCAUGGAAAGUCCUCCCUGUGAGUCUUUAUGGACAGAGACGGUGGGAUCGUCACCACAGUGGGAAAGGAUAAAUAGAGUUAUUAUGAAGCACAUUUAAAUGUGUCAUUUAACUUACUUAGAAUUAGAGUGGUUCAUUUUAUAUAGGAAGCCAUUAUUUUUGUAUUGUGUAAUAAGUAGCUUACUCUGAAGAGAGCCUGGCAAAACAAUAAAACAUUGUCACUUACUAUUGGUUUCUGUGUACCUUGCAAAUUUUUCAUUUUUAUUUGGUUAAUAGCUUGAAAAUAUUCUCAAUUGGCUUCUUAAAGAAAUACCCUGUCAAGCAUUUAUUAACCAAAAAAUAGCCUCUUACAGUAAAUAAGAGGGAACUAUGAGAGUGUCUACCCGUGAAGCCCCAAGUGCCCUGGUAAUGGACCUGCUCUCCCUCCCUGUGCUGGAAAGCCAUUCCGAGGGUGCCUGUGCGUACACAGCCAGUCUUGGCUCCUCCCAACUGCACUGUUAAAGCGCAGCCCCGAAGACACUUUCUAGUGAUUUUGGUCUGUUGCUUAAAUCAUUUACUAGAUUAGUUUUAGGGCAACACUUUCCAAAUACAUAACUUGACUGUUGUGCUUAUCAGCUGCCAGAAAGAAACAGGUUAUUGUUGGGAAACCUUGCUGUUUUUAAAGUUUGAUUCAAUUAAAAGCAAUACUUCCAAAUAGACAGUGAAAACUUCCCAAAAGAGGAAGAAGCCCAGUGUACUGCCGCACAUCUGUAGUCCCAGCUGCUUGAAGCAGAGGCGGGAAGAGUGCUAGAGCCCAGGAGGUCCCUGCCAGGCCGGGCAACACUGCAAGACACAGUCUCAAAGGCCAAGCAGCCGAAAGGGCUCUCCUCACAGCCAGCUUUAUCACCUCUACGUUCUGGGCCAAACAGUGACAUGGGCAUUUUGGUUUUCCUAACAACUAACGAUGAAUGUUCUGAAGGUACAUUUCAUUUUAAAUACGGAAAAAACUUUUCAUAAUUACAGACAAGAAGGAAAAACCCCCGAUUUUCCAAUAAUAUAAAGAGCACAGUUGGUCUUCCAAAGGUGUCCAUGUGUGAAGCUACAAGUACUUCGAAAUGCACUAAAAUUUUGAAGCAAAUCUACCUUAGGAACUUUUUUGAAAUUGUACUUUUAAAGGUUUAGGCUUUUGCUUAAAUAUUCUGAGUUAAAUUCUGUACUAGGAAAGAUGUUGGAUUCUUUCCUUAAAUACUAAAUAAGUUCCUCAUCUUAUUUUUAAUCAAAUGUUUUAUAGAAAUGAGUUGAGAAAAGUUGACCAUGCACUAUUUAUAGUACUUUGCCAUAACAGGCAAUGUUCUAAAACUAAAUUUAUUUUUGUUUAGUGAACAUGAGUUUAGAUUUUUAAAGUUGGUAAUUUAUCUCCACUAAUAUUUUUUUAAAGAAACUGUGAAGAGAUUAACAGAAUAAUUUUAUUUCAGAUUUUACUAAUGUAGUGUGUAGCUACAACUUGACAUUCAAGUGAAGACUAGACUUCUGUUUUGAAAUUUUUCCAUCAGGUAGUUUCAGUGGUUUCAUUUUAGAAAUGUGUUUGCAGAUGUUUGACAAAGGGAAUAUUACUAAAAAAGAAAAGCAAAAAAAAAAAAAACUUAUCAAAUGAAGAAUUGUUAGAAAAAUUUAAAUUCCCUGCUAAAGACAUUUUUGUUAGUCUUAGGGGGUAGGUAUUUGCUUUCUAGAACUUGUUUUUGUUGAUAGUAUUUGCUUUCUAGAACUUGUUUUUGUUGAUAGCUGGAUGUAUGGAACCUGUUUUCUAUGCGAGGUGCAAGUCUUGCACUACAGUUGUAAGAUAUAUUAUAUUGUUUAGGGAUCAAGAAAGCAAUCUAUGCUGAAGUAACUAUAGUAUGUAGUUCCUAUUGUGAAUAAUGCUUUGCUUUUGUAAUGUAUUAAUAAAAAGUAACACUUUCUAAUGA